This is a messenger RNA of Periconia digitata, 1410 nucleotides long. NCBI's taxonomy places the organism in Eukaryota, Fungi, Ascomycota, Dothideomycetes, Pleosporales, Periconiaceae. The record is from the annotation of a GenBank genome assembly.
CAGCGCGCGACAACCACCAUGGCCACAUCGGUCCCCGUCAGCGAAGUGAAGAGCAACACGCGUGAAAAUAGGACCGCCGCCCAUUCACAUAUCAAAGGUCUGGGCUUGAAGGGUACCGAUGGACGUGCCGAUUCUUCUGGGGGAGGUUUUAUUGGACAGGCCGCCGCCCGAGAGGCGUGCGGUUUGGUUGUCGACCUCGUAAAAGCUAAGAAGAUGUCAGGACGCGCCGUACUAUUGGCUGGUGGUCCAGGCACGGGAAAGACUGCUCUUGCGCUCGCAGUGAGCCAGGAAUUGGGUACGAAAGUGCCCUUUUGCCCAAUCGUGGGUAGCGAGAUCUAUUCGGCUGAAGUCAAGAAGACGGAGGCACUGAUGGAAAACUUCCGGAGAGCAAUCGGUCUUCGUGUAAAGGAAACAAAGGAAGUCUACGAGGGCGAAGUGACAGAGCUCACACCCGAAGAGGCGGAAAACCCUCUAGGUGGCUACGGACGCACGAUAUCGCAUCUCAUGAUCACCCUGAAGGCUACUCGUGGAACGAAGAAAUUGCGUCUCGACCCUUCCAUAUACGAAGCAAUUCAAAAAGAGCGUGUUCGCCUUGGAGAUGUCAUCUACAUCGAAGCCAACACUGGCGCGGUGAAGCGUGUUGGACGGUCAGACGCAUAUGCCACUGAAUUUGACCUCGAGGCUGAAGAGUAUGUGCCGAUACCAAAGGGCGACGUUCACAAGAAGAAAGAGAUUGUCCAAGAUGUUACGCUUCAUGACUUGGAUGUCGCGAAUGCGAGACCCCAGGGUGGACAGGAUAUCAUGAGCAUGAUGGGCCAGUUGAUGAAGCCAAAGAAGACGGAGAUUACUGAGAAAUUGCGGUUAGAGAUCAACAAGGUGGUCAGCAAGUACAUCGAUCAGGGUGUUGCUGAACUGGUCCCUGGUGUGCUCUUCAUUGACGAGGUCCACAUGCUCGAUCUCGAAGCGUUCACUUUCCUUAACCGUGCCCUUGAGUCCACCCUAUCUCCACUCGUCAUUCUUGCAUCCAACCGCGGUCUCACACACAUCCGUGGUGCAUCUAACCUGCCAAAGUCCGCCCACGGCAUUCCUUCUGACCUGUUGGCUCGUCUCUUGAUCAUCCCAACACAGGCAUACACCCCCUCAGAAAUCCAAACCAUCAUCAGCACGCGGACAAAGACCGAGUCUCUCAACAUGUCUCCAGGUGCUCUCUCGAAGGUUAGCGAAUUGGGUGAAAAGGUCAGCUUACGCUAUGCGCUGCAAUUGCUCUCUCCUGCUAGUAUUCUGGCCAAGGUCAAUGGCAGGCAGAAUGGUACGAUCGAGGAGCAAGAUGUAGAAGAGUGUCAAGGAUUGUUCUUGGAUGCGAAGAGGAGCGCACUCAACCUGGCAGAGACGGAUGGCUUCAUUGCGUAG